AUGUCGUUCAAGACUCUCCUGCCGCUGCUGGCGCUUGCGGGCGCGGGGUUUGCAUGGCAGCACAAGACUGAGGCUGAAGUCCGCGAUGCCCUCAAGUCCAACGAUUUUAGCUUGGUAGCGUGUUACGACGCAAGCAAAGCCCUCGAGCAGCACUGGUCCGCCGUCGAGGAAGAGAUCCCGAGUGCCUUGUCCGUCGACUGCCUGGCCUCUCCUUCGCUAUGCGCCGAUCUCGACGUCGUCUCAUUCCCCGCCAUCCGACUGUAUCGCCAAGACGGCACGAAACACCACUUCCGCGGUCCUAGAAAGGCGUCCGAAAUCACCGCCUUUGUCCGCCGCAUGCUCCGCCCCGCCGUGACUCCCCUCGACAAGAAAUCUGUGACCUCCUUCCGUGACAACGACGAGGUUGUCAUGAUCGCGCACAUGGCCGAGUCAGAGACGAACCUGCGCGAGCGCUUUGCAGAUCUGGCCGAGCGGUACCGGGACCGCCACGCGUUCGGGCUGGCGACGGUCGACGAGACGCCGGGCCGGAUCGGGUGCUAUAACAAUGCCGAUGGGGCGUACCACAUGACCUCGGAGCUGGACGACGUCGACGCCAUGGAGAAUCUGCUGCGCAAGUGCGCCUCGCAGCUCGUGCCGCGGUUGACGCGCCGCAACGAGGCAGAGCAUCUGAGCACCGGCAAGUCGCUGACCUACUUCUUCUCGAAGAGCGAGGAGAGCCUGGACGCGUGGACAUCCGCCAUCAAGCCCCUGGCGCGCAAGUACCAUCAAUACAUCACCUUCGUGACGGUCGACCUCGGCGAGUAUCCGGAAAUGCCGGCCCUUUUUGGCCUGCCGGCAGACGCGAGCGAGGGUGUCGCUGUACAAAACCCGGCCGUCGGCCUGGCAUUCCCUUUCAAGGGGGAGAAGGUCACGGUGGAGGCUGUAGAACAGCUCAUCGUCGACAUCUCCGAGGGGAACGCCGAUGCUUGGCAGGUGGGCUCGCCGGCUUCAGAGGAGGAUGUCGAGGAGGAGGUCCCGUCGCAGGCAGGUGAGCCGGAAGUGCCAAAGGAGAGUGUGGGAAAGAAGCAGGAGGUAGUUCAGGAGGAGGAGAAGACCGAGGCUCCAGAGACCGGGGAGAAGAAGGCCAAGGCGCACGAUGAGCUGUGA
This is a messenger RNA of Colletotrichum spaethianum, 1146 nucleotides long. RefSeq names its product protein disulfide-isomerase. The transcript has 4 exons. Gene Ontology annotation, biological process: response to endoplasmic reticulum stress; protein folding. Gene Ontology annotation, cellular component: endoplasmic reticulum. Bases 1 to 1146 code for a protein of 381 amino acids. NCBI's taxonomy places the organism in Eukaryota, Fungi, Ascomycota, Sordariomycetes, Glomerellales, Glomerellaceae. The record is from RefSeq and is a predicted model, not a curated record. Gene Ontology annotation, molecular function: protein disulfide isomerase activity.